GUCCAUCACCGGCGAAAUGUCUUCCCUUUCUAUUUAUGGAGGAAAUGGUCACAUCUCUUUCAUACCCAUCUUUCCCAUUCCUAUAUACCCACUCCCUCUAUUACUCUAUAGUCUAUACACACUCCUUUCAUCGCAAAAUUCAUUCAUUCUCCAUACUCGUUAAAGCUUUCUCUUUUUUCAUUUUUUUCAGUGCAGGUGAUUAUUUUCUGAAAUUAGAGAUGGAAGUAACAGGAGGAUAAAAGCGUUUUGUUUUCUAUGGCCUUGGCAGUUAUUCGGGCAAUGCUUGGGGGUGAAAGGAACUCAAGGAGCUUAGAGAGUAGUAGCAGCAUAGGUACGAGAAUCCAGCAGAGCAUUAGUAGGAUCGGGAGUAGCAUGGAAUUUGAAUCUGGUUGGACAAAUCAUAGAAAGUUGUCGGUGUUUACAGCUCAAGUUAUCCAUUCUGCAAUGUCUUUUAUGCCUUGGUCUUCUAGAAUUUCCAUAAGUGAAGGCUAUCACGAGUUUCUCUAGUCAAAUCAAAUGCACUUUGUUAAGUUACACGUUGAAUUUGAUCUAUCAGAAUUGUGGGAAAAAGAGAGUUCCAGAACCGAAGUUGUGUUUCUCUGAUCAAAUGAAGCUAGACAAUACGGGCUAUUCAGAAAACAAUUCUCGCUUUACUUCUUUCUUUUCUAAAGAUUCCUAUUCUCCCAUCUUGCCUGGAUUGCCAGAUGAUGUGGCAAAAUACUGCCUUGCUCUUGUUCCUCGGUCUUAUUUUCCUGCUAUGGGUGGUGUCAGCAAGCCAUGGAGAUCGUUUAUCAAAAGCAAAGAGUUCAUCAUGGUACGAAAACUAGCCGGUUUGCUUCAGGAGUGGCUUUUUGUCUUAACUGCAGAUGGUGACGGAGAGCAAAGCCAUUGGGAGGUCUUGGAUUGCUUGGGGCAUAAGCACCGUCAGCUCCCGGAGAUGCCGGUUCCAAUCAAUGCCGGGUUUGGCGUUGUAGUUCUCAAUGGGAAGCUCCUUGUCAUCGGCGGAUAUUCCAUGGCUGGUGGAUCUAGUUCUGCUUCAGCAGAUGUUUUUCAGUACGAUUCUUGCUUGAACAGCUGGAGCACAUUAUCUAGCAUGAAUGUGGCACGCUAUGACUUUGCCUGUGCGGAGGUGAAUGGAAUGGUGUAUGCAGUUGGGGGUUAUGGCGUGGAAGGAGAAUCUCUUUCUUGUGCUGAGGUGUACGAUCCAGAUACCGGGAAAUGGAGCGUGAUCGAGUCUCUUCGUCGCCCAAGGUGGGGCUGUUUUGCGUGUGGGUUUGAUGGGAAGCUGUAUGUGAUGGGUGGUCGAUCGAGUUUCACUAUAGGAAACUCGAGGUUUGUUGAUGUGUACAGCCCCGAGAGGCACGCUUGGUGUGAGAUGAAGAACGGGUGUGUGAUGGUCACUGCCCACGCGGUGCUGGGGAAGAAGCUGUUUUGCAUAGAGUGGAAGAACCAGCGUAAGCUAGCCAUAUUCAACCCCGAGGACAAUUCGUGGAAGAUGGUCGCGGUUCCUGUGACGGGGAGUUCGAGCAUUGGGUUCAGAUUUGGCAUACUAGACGAGAAGCUUUUGCUAUUCCCCGUGCAGGAGGAUCCCGGCUACACUACGCUGUUAUAUGAUCCAAAUGCAGCUCCGGGUUCAGAGUGGCAGACCAGCGAAAUAAAGCCAUCCGGUUCGUGCCUGUGUAGUGUCACUAUUAAGGCUUAGAACCUCACAUUUUACUUGUUUUCUUGUCCUGAUUUGUUACCUUAGUGCUUUGAACACUUUAGCAUUGCUACAAACCUAGUUCUGAUGAUGUCUGUGUGUGUUAUCUGGUUUUAUGGUUGGAACUUUGGUACCAAAUUAACUUGUAGUUUUGCUUCCUUGAAUUGAUCUUGUCUCUGGGGUUUUUGCUGUUGA
This is a messenger RNA of Ipomoea nil (Japanese morning glory), 1894 nucleotides long. Its product is annotated as F-box/kelch-repeat protein At1g67480-like. Gene Ontology annotation, molecular function: protein binding. The record is from RefSeq and is a predicted model, not a curated record. The transcript is spliced from 4 exons. The coding region runs from base 608 to 1702 and encodes 364 amino acids. NCBI's taxonomy places the organism in Eukaryota, Viridiplantae, Streptophyta, Magnoliopsida, Solanales, Convolvulaceae.